ACUAAACGGCAUCGCUGAGCCAGUCGGGAGCUUGCAUCAUACCUACCUACCGACUACCUGCCUGACUCUAUCUAUCAGCCUUCCAACUAUCAACUUGCCGACAACUUGACUUGAGCGAGCCGCGGGUGUUCGUCGCAUGAUAUAGAAAUAACCGGCAACUUCGCCUAUCAGUACGCCUUCGCUAAAUUCGCGGCUCGUUGACGACCACGAGUGCCCGCUUGUUUCCCGUUUCGGUACCCCGCCAUCAAACUUCGGUCGAGUGCCACGCAACCCCGGAAUACGGCUGCCUUCGAACGAUCGCUGCCUGCGCACAACCUCUUAAACGACCGGAACCCUUUCGAUCUAAUCGACUCGUACCAUCAACCCCAAAACCUUAGCAAAUCUCACCAUGUCUGGCGUCUGGGGCUGGUUUGGCGGUGGCGGCGGCGCCAAGAAGAAGAACGAUGCCAAAGAUGCAAUCCUCGGCCUUAGGGUCCAGCUUGAUAUGCUGCAAAAGAGAGAGAAGCAUCUCCAGACGCUGAUGGAUGAACAAGAUACUAUUGCAAGGAAGAAUGUCAACACAAACAAGAACGCCGCAAAGGCUGCCUUACGUCGCAAGAAGGGCCAUGAACACAGCCUCGAACAGACCAUUUCGCAAAUCACGACACUCGAGUCCCAAAUCAACGCUAUCGAGUCGGCGAAUAUCAACCGCGAGACGCUCUUGGCAAUGGAGAAGGCUGGCCAGGCCAUGAAGGGUAUCCACGGCAAGCUCACGGUUGACAAGGUGGACCAGACAAUGGAGGAUCUCCGCGAACAGAAUGCGCUUAGCGAGGAAAUCGUCAACGCUAUCACAACGGGCCAGACCGACAAUAUCAUCGACGAGGACCUUGAGGAUGAGCUGGAUCAAAUGCAGCAGGAGGCUCUGGACGAGCAAAUGGUGGGCACUGGCACGGUACCUGUGUCAGACCGCGUCCACCAGAUGCCUGCCGCCGCGAACGGCCCGAGUAAGGAAAUUCCGCCCUUCGAGGUCAUGAUAACUGUGAUGUACUGACGAGAUAAACUAGUCAAAGGCAAGGCGCAAGCUGUC
This is a messenger RNA of Colletotrichum phormii, 1066 nucleotides long. RefSeq names its product Snf7 family. Gene Ontology annotation, cellular component: ESCRT III complex; cytoplasmic side of plasma membrane; multivesicular body. The coding region runs from base 389 to 1030 and encodes 213 amino acids. The record is from RefSeq and is a predicted model, not a curated record. The transcript has 3 exons. Gene Ontology annotation, biological process: vesicle budding from membrane; late endosome to vacuole transport via multivesicular body sorting pathway. NCBI's taxonomy places the organism in Eukaryota, Fungi, Ascomycota, Sordariomycetes, Glomerellales, Glomerellaceae.